AUUUAGCAGAAAUUUUGAACAAAAGUAUUAAAGAUAUUUUAGUUUUAAAAAAGUAUCACCUAUGAAUUUUCAAGUAUUCUGUGAAAUUUAUACCCAUUGGAAUUGUAAAAAUUCUUGCUUUUUAAGAGGUAAUUUUUACAUUGUAAAACAUCAUUUAUGUAUUUUUUUAGUAGACGCUACAAUAUUGAAACGCUAUUCGGUGGAAAAAUUUCAUUCCAGACAUUUUGCGGAAAUUCCCGGGUUUUUUUUUUUGUGGUAAUUUUUAUUGAAUAUAACGUAUAACAAAUUUUCAGGUACCCUAUAUAAAAUUUGAAAAAUUGUGCAAUUUAGUUUAUUACACAUUUUCCCUAAAUUUUGCGGGAAAAUUGCUGGUAUUUUAAUUUUUUUUAAUUUUCAAGUAUUCUGUGAAAUUUAUACCCAUUGGAAUUGUAAAAAUUCUUGCUUGAAAUCUUGAAAAAAAAUUUGUAACAGUACAAAGGAUUUUUAAAAAGAUUUUGUAUAAAAAACCUUAACUGUCGAUUAAAAAUUAGCUGCUGUGAAAAUUAAGGCGCCUUUCAUUGCUCAAUUUUAGAAUGUCAAUUUUGGUAAAAUCGUCUGAAAUUUUUUAGAAGUUUUUAAGGCGUUUUACGUGCUCCAAACUUCAUUUCAUAUUUACCGUAUUGUAUUAUCACCACCAUCAUUAUAAUCAUCACGAUUGUCAUCACAUUAAUGCUGGAAGGGAUUAUGUUUGUUGUUGUUGUUGAAUAUGAUGGCGCUCUUCAAUCUCUCCAGAUUAUACGCGCCAGUCGCUUUCGUAAGUAGGACGUCGUCGGCAAAGGCAAUACGACGUCAAACCAUUGGUGACGAUUAUAUGACGUAUUAAUAUAGAUUAGUUACCCAUCCACCUAUUAUACUAGUAGGUCCUACCAAAUCAAACAUCUUCGAGGAAUAAACAUUUUAAUACAAAUAGAGAAAUUAAAUAUCGCGCGUGCUAAAUGAUUGUUCGUGAAAAGGGCUUAAAGCUAACCAAUCGGCUACUAGCAUGACUAUAUUUAGAUACAUGUAAUUUCUUAAAAUCUUCGUUAAAUAACAAUUCAAUUAUGACAUCACAUACAAUUUCUCGUCCUACUUAUUCUUUUGUUUUGUCUUUUCUUAUAAAUACGAAAUAUCAAUCCUUCUUUCAUGUCUAAUGUUUGAAGAAAUGGACACACACCUGUCAAAACGGUUAGUGGCAUAUAUAAAACAUUGUAGUUCCCGUGUAUAAUCGGGAUUAAUUAACAAUUGUUUAAGAUUCGGGUCAUUCAUCUUAAGUUUAUUAAACAUGAUGCGUCUCUCCUUUACAUAUUUUGAACCAAAUAAAAUGUAAUGUUCAAUAGUCUCAAAUACAUUGCACACCUCACAGAGGCCUGAAGAGUGUUGUUUUAAUUUGAAACAUAUAAUAGUUUAAUUUGCACUUACCUAAUGUGAUUUGAUGAAGGAGGCAUUCCUCUUUCAGAGAAAAACCUUUUCUAUAAGCCUGCUUAAAGACAUUAUCAUGAAUAGCAUAUAAAAAUCUACCAUUUCUAGACGCAUUCCAAUCUGCUUGCCAGACGCAUUUAUAAAAUGUCAUACGUGAGCAUGUAAGUUCAUUUAUAGUGUUUGGUAAAACGAUGUCUAUAAAAAUUUUCGCGGCUCCUUUCUUGGCAGCUUUAUCGACGAUCUCAUUGCCGUUAACAUUACAAUGUGAGGGAAUCCAUUCAAAAUUAAUACAGAUAUCUUUUAAACUAAGUUUAUGAAUUUUUAAUAAAAUUUCAUUAAUAAUAGUGUAUUUUAUGAAAUAUGAAUCGAUCAUAUUCAGUGCUGACAAAGACUCGCAAAAAAUUACAACUGAACAUGGUUUAUCAAAGGAGUCUAACCACUCAAGUGUCAUUAAAAUGGCCAUGAGUUCAGCUCUCAUGAUACUUACAUUAGAUAACCUGAAACACUUUUUUUUUAUUAAGCCUGCCGACAUGGACUUGAACUUGCUAACGAUAUAUAGUCUAUACUCUACCAGUCUAUAUACAUUCUGUAACAUUCUACCUGUAUUACCUUUAUCAGGCUCUUAAUUUCUUUCUUUUUCUUCUUUCUUUUUUUUCUCUUUCUUUUUUCCCCCUCCUUUUUCUCUUUUUUUCUUUGUCUCCCCUAUCCUCCAUUUUGCCAACUGGUCAUGCUGGUACAUGAAUUCGCCGACUGCCAUGAAUAAUGGGGGGGGGGGUGUCACACCCCAUACCCCCCUUGCUACUGGCCCAUGCAUUAUUUUCUUUUGGAAUAGUUGAUGCUGGAUACGCUAUAGUGUAUAACGUACAUGCUAUAGGCCCUUUCCAGUUGGGUUCACCUUAACAAUAUAAGAUUUCAAACACCACUUUAUUAUUUUGUCUCAUUCUUUGUAAUGUCCUUCCAUGCUCUACACCGAUUCGGUUUGGAUGCUCUACUUUAUGGUAAUCUUUAACUAUAGGAUUUAAGCAGGGAGACAUUGUGUGGAAUGACAUAGAAUCGCACAUGUUGAGGUGAUCUGAAGUCGGAUUUCUAUAUAGAGAAUGAUCAUUAAGCUCAAUCUGGCAUUGCCUAUGCACAUGAUCGGAACGAUCACUAGUAAAAUUCUCGCCGUGAAGCAACAAAGUAUCUCGGAGUCUUUAUGUUUUUGCAAAAUUAUUUAAACUAGCGAUCCUGAAGAACUCUAGUUCCGAAAACCUCGCAGAAAUAUUUUUUGGGGAACAAAAAACAAGGCUGUAAGAAAGGAAUCUCACUUUGAAACUUGUCAGAAAUGAGAUGGAAACCUGUUCGAUUUUCAGGAAUUCAAGCGCCCUUAAAACGGUGUUGGCUUUGUUUCUUCAGACGUGUCAUUUCUUAGGAACUGUAAAAUGCAUUGGGGUUUAUCUACCGGAACUGGAGCGGACAUUAGGACUAUCGUCAACUGAUAUUGGUCUUGCUAUUGGAUUAUUCGAAGCACUUUCAUUCGCUCCAGGUCCAGUAAUUGCGUACUUUUAUCGAAGAACCCAUGGCGUGUUCCGGCGAUGUCUUUUGGUGACAGGUGCAAUAUUUGCAACAGGAGGACUCCUUCUGGUAUCCAUUGUAACCAAUGGUAAAGAACUCGCUGUCUGCUUAUCAGUAUCUGGUCUUGGUUCCAGCAUCCUGUCAAUUUCAUUGGUAAUCAUUCUGAGCGAUCAGUCUGGAGAGGCCUUUGCAGUCUUCUACGGAAUUGGUAAAUCAGGUUACGCCAUCGGAGUGGCUCUAGUUCCCCCGAUCGCAGACUACCUGAUGAGGAUUUAUGGCUGGAGAGGGUCCCUGAUGAUAAUUGGAGGUAUCGUGGCGCACCUUAUACCUUUCGUCUUGAUGGUUGAUUUCGACGUAGAGGGCGUCGUACAGAACGAUUUUGGGUCCUUCUACACUGACGAUGAAGAAAUUGAGGACCAAUUUGAUAGGUCCGAAGAAGAAGCACUUAUCUCCAGACCAAGUAUGAAGGAAGAAACACACAAUGAAGGAGGUAAAUCACAGGUUGGCGGUAUUUACGCUGAAAUAAAACCGGCAAAUAAUGAAAUCGGAUCAGAAAAUGAAAACGCAAAAAUUAGUGAUAUCCAAGAGGUAACACCUGAAAGAUCAGCUACUGGUAAAACAAUCACUGGCUUGUCUAACAUGCACAAUAUGUUAGAAAAGGGAUAUAAGCGAAAACGUUCGAUUGAUUGUUCUAAUUUUAAUAGAAUCUUCACAGACUCCAUAUACAAUCAAGAUCGCUGGAUGAUUCUCCUUAUGCUGGUCACACUUGUAUUGCUUAUGGCAGACGCUAGUUGGUUUGCAUAUCUCAUCCCAUGUGCGAUUGCUCUUGAUAUUCCUAUAUCCCAGGUACUGUGCCUUCCUUAUUCUGCGGGGGCUGGAAUAUUCGUAGCACGAAUUUUAGGCGGAUUCCUCGAGAAAUCUAAGUUUUUAUCUGGCCAAUCCUCGUUUCUUUUCUUUACCUUGCUCAACAUCUUAUCACUUUUGUGGAAUAUCUUCGCUCCAAGAUUUGCUUUCAUGAUUGUGACUACAUUCAUCUCGGCAUUCACGAUUUCCCAACGAAACCUUUUGUCGUUGGUCAUAUGUAAGGACAGAGCUCCUCGGUCACAAUUCCCGGUGAUUCUGGCUUCUUAUGAGAUUGUUUGUGGAAUAGGGCUCUUCCUCGGAUCCUUGUUAUGUGGAUAUGUCGCAGAUGUGAGGGGAUCUUUCAACGCUUCAUAUAUAUUCAUCGCAGGGGUAGAAAUCCUUGAAUUAUGUCUCAUAAUUCCAUCAAUAAUUGCCGAGAAGUUGAAGGAAACCACGGCGAACUAAACGAAAACCCCACAGAAACUACAGAAAGGUGUAUACUGGGAAAUACAAAAAGGAGAGGAAAGCAGACUGGAAAUGUCACCUGCUUAAAAUAAUUGUGCAUUUGUGCUGAUGUUGUGAUAGUGAAAUACCAUGUAAAGACAAUAUUGCACAUUACCUCAUAACUAAAUUAUUAAACCGCUACUAUUUCAUGGUUAACUUUGCAAACAUCCUUGGACAAUCGUCAGGCGUAGAUGUACCAGACGAUCUUCAGGGGUAGAUUCACCAGACGAUCGUCAGGGGUAGAUUUACCAGACGAUCGUCAAGGGGAGAUCCACCAGACGGUCAUCAGGGAUAGAUCCACCAGACGAUCGUCGCUUCCAGGGAAGGAAACAAGCAAGUUUUCGCACCACCAAGAAGAACGAAUUCUACAGUGCGUAUAAAACAAGUUUACACUUAGAAAAAAUCCUGUAAAAUCAUACAUUUGUAAUACCUUGAAGAUUUUCCACAUUUGAACAUUGGUAUAGAUCCAUUUAAGCAUAUGACGAUACAACUGUCGGAACAUAUUCCCGCUUGAGUGAGCAUAUGGCAAGCUUCAGUAUUAACCAAGAUUUUAAUGCUUUAUAAUCAUUUUCAGUGCAUGUUUAGUUAUCAUAAAUUUUCCAGUCAUUUUUAUGUGUUUAGCUUUUAUCAUUGAUGAAUCAUGACUUGUAUUCAUUUUCUUGAGCUCAAUUGUCCAUUAUAGAAACAUGUAUUUACUUUGACAUUUUACUUUUUCAUGUUCACAUUUACUAUUACCAUGUAUGCACCGCUUUGUUCCAAUUUACCGAUAGAAAUUUCAUGUUGUAAGUUGUUGAUAUUUUUAAGAACGGUAUAUAAUUUCUUCGUCUUCUUCUUAUUAUCAUUAUUAUUUAUGUUUUUCUUCUUCUUUUCUUCUUUUGUUAUCUUCUCUGUUGUUUUUUCUUCUCCCUCUCACUUUUCCCUUCUUCCUUUUUUCUUCUCAACCCACCUCUUCACGUUUCAAUGAUUGCCUUGUAAUAUUUAAUUGAUGCUUCUGUUCCAUAUAUUGGUUUUAAAAUGUUUACUAUGUCAUUUGUAUAUUAUGUUCCACACUGCCCCAAUGGAAAUCAGUCUGUGAACUGUUUUGGCUUUUUAACCGUGUAUAAAUAAAAUCAAUCUUAUAUCAUCUUUAAAGGAAUUAUGCCCUCUUCUGUUAACAAAUCUUUAAUAUAUUUAUAGUCUUUUAUAAUAAAUGAUUUUGCAUGGAUUCUAUUGUAAAUUGAUAUCUUGUGAGAAUGGAAGAAAAUAAAUGUUUAUUUCAAUUGAAAGAGAAAAGUGAUUCGAUGCUGAGCCCUUGU
Lytechinus variegatus (green sea urchin) is the source of this 5633-nucleotide messenger RNA. Its product is annotated as monocarboxylate transporter 12-like. The transcript has 4 exons. Gene Ontology annotation, molecular function: monocarboxylic acid transmembrane transporter activity. Gene Ontology annotation, biological process: transmembrane transport. The record is from RefSeq and is a predicted model, not a curated record. Bases 2767 to 4299 code for a protein of 510 amino acids. Lineage: Eukaryota; Metazoa; Echinodermata; Echinoidea; Temnopleuroida; Toxopneustidae.